AUGGCACCUCUCCGCUUGCACAUUGAAGGCCAUAAGUUUCGUGAUCCAUACCACCGCGAAAUUACUUUGAGAGGUAUUAACGUUGCGGGCGACGCGAAAUGCCCGAAGAACCCGAACGUUCCAUCCCAUGUCGCGGAACGCUUUCUCGAUGGUGACAAUGUCUCCUUUGUUGGUAAACCCUUUAGCCUAGAGGAAGCUCCGUUACAUUUUGGCAGGCUGCGCAAAUGGGGUUACAAUACGAUUCGAUAUAUUUUCACUUGGGAGGCCAUCGAGCACUCGGGACCAGGAAAGUACGAUGACGAAUGGAUCGCUUAUACCAUCGAAGUCUUGCGCAUCGCGAAGCAAUACAAUUUCUAUGUCUUUAUGGACCCUCAUCAGGAUGUCUGGUCGCGUUUCUCUGGAGGCUCUGGGGCUCCGUUAUGGACGCUAUAUGCUGUAGGUUUCAAUCCUGAGAACUUCAACAAGACUCAAGCAGCUCUGGUUCAAAAUACAUGGCCCAACCCAUCUGAGUUCCCAAAAAUGAUCUGGAGUACGAAUUAUACGCGGCUCGCAUGUCAGACUAUAUUCACCUUGUUUUGGGCAGGCCGAGACUUUGCGCCCAAGGCAAUCAUCGAUGGACGAAAUAUUCAAGACUACUUGCAAGAACACUUCAUUGGGUCUUGCAAAUAUCUUGCUCAAAAAAUUCAUGAGGCCGGAGACUUAGAAGAUGAAGUCAUCAUUGGAUGGGAAUCUCUCAAUGAACCACACCGAGGACUGGUCGGGUAUCAGAACAUCAACGUGGUUCCUACUUCUCAACAACUUCAAAUGGGUACCUCGCCCACUGCAUUUCAAGCGAUGCUAAAUGGGUCGGGUCGCGCCUGUGAGAUGAGUACCUGGGCCUUUGGAAGUUUUGGCCCUUACGAGACUGGAAAAGAACUGGUUGACCCUGAAGGCGAAUCUGCGUGGUUACCAGCUGACCACGAUGAUACCAAGUACGGUUGGAAGAGGGACCCCAACUGGAAGCUUGGUACAUGCAUAUGGGCACAGCACGGCGUCUGGGAUCCUUCUACGGACGAAUUACUGCAGGGGGAUUACUUCUCGAAAAACCCCACGACAGGAGAACCUCUGAACUACGAUGUCUUCAUCAACACCUAUUUUAUGGAUCACUACAGAGCCUAUCGAGAUGCCAUUCGAAGUGUGCAUUCAAAUAGCAUACUCUUGAUCCAGCCUCCGGUCAUGGAAGUGCCUCCUAAGCUCAAAGGAACCGAGGAUGACGAUCCAAACAUGGUACAUGCCGCGCAUUAUUACGAUGGACUGACACUACUCACAAAACAUUGGAAUAGUAUGUACAAUGUUGACGUGAUAGGUAUACUUCGUGGCAAGUACUGGACACCAGCCUUUGGCGUCAAAGUUGGAGAAACCGCCAUUCGAAACUGUCUACGCAAUCAACUCAAAUUUCUACGAGACGAAAGUUUCGAAUGUAUGGGAGAUCAUCCUAUGGUUUUCAGUGAAAUUGGAAUUCCAUACGAUAUGGACGACAAGAGUGCAUAUAAGAAGGGUGACUACAGCAGUCAAAUAAGCGCAAUGGACGCCAAUCACUUUGCGUUAGAGGGCAGUGGAUCAAACGGGUACACAUUAUGGGUUUAUGUAACACAGAAUGAUCAUGAAUGGGGAGAUCAAUGGAAUGGAGAAGAUCUUUCUAUUUUAUCUAGAGAUGAUCUCGAACUACCUUCUUCCCUGAGUGAUUCGACCUUGGCACUCCACCGAAAUUCGCCGUCAUUCUCUCAAAGUAGCAGCUCGAUUGAUAAUGGCAAAAUCGCCCGUAAUAAUAUCAAAACUGUCAUAGAGACCCCAAGCAUUUCCAGACAGUCGUCUAAAGUAUCUGAGCCAGAAGGAAAGCCGGGAUAUAGGGCAGGAGAGGCAUACGUUCGCCCUAGUGCUAUUUACACAAGCGGUGACCUUCUCAACCAUGGGUUUGAUCUCAAGGGCUGCAAAUUUACGCUAUCAUUAUAUGCCGACAAGCCAACUACCCAGGAAGCUCCUACUGAGAUCUACUUGCCGGAGUUUCACUUCCCUGCUGCGGAAAUUAGCGUUACCGUGAGCGGAGGGAAGUGGACCAUUGAGACUCGAGAAGAGUCUUCUUAUUCGUUCCAAGUUCUCAAAUGGUGGCAUGGCGAAGGAGAUCAGGAUAUCACAGUUCAAGGCAUCAAGCGCAAAGCAAGUGGUCUCAUCGUCAGUCCUGAGGAUGAGUCUUACCUAGAUCAGUGCCAGAAGAUCUGCUCUGUAAUGUGA
Molecule: messenger RNA, 2271 nt
Organism: Talaromyces marneffei
Lineage: Eukaryota; Fungi; Ascomycota; Eurotiomycetes; Eurotiales; Trichocomaceae
Exons: 3
Coding region: 1-2271 (756 amino acids)
Biological process (GO): ergosteryl 3-beta-D-glucoside catabolic process
Molecular function (GO): steryl-beta-glucosidase activity
Source: RefSeq, a predicted model, not a curated record